AAAAGUGUGUGCUUUGUUUUAUUUAAUAUAAGUUUAUUAUGCGAGACUUAAUUGGCAAGUAAAUAUAUUAUUAUUAUUAUUUUUUUUUUUUUUGAAGAAUGAGUCAUCGAGAUACUUUAUUAAAAUCAUAUUCUAAACGUCUUAAAGAUGACAUAAAAUCUAUUUUAGACAACUAUGUUGAGAUAGUCAAAGCAGCCAAAGUUGAAGAAGAAACACAAGUUGCACGUUUAACACAGGCUGUUGAAGAUGGCUAUGAAAUUGACGUACGAGCAUCUAAUAUUGUUCGGGCAGGCGAGUCAUUAAUGAAGCUUAUAGCAGAUAUGAAAGAGUUUCUUAUAUUAAAUGAUUUUCCAGCAGUAAACACAAGUCUUCAAAAAAGAGUUCAACACUUAAAAACUAUUGAAGAUGAGACAAAGAAAAAACUUAAUGAACUAAAAGAAGUUGUUAAUAAUGAUCUUAUUCUUUUAGAAGAAGAGUUUUAUUUAUCAAAAUAUAAAGUCUAAAAUGAA
Messenger RNA from Hydra vulgaris (swiftwater hydra), 509 nucleotides. RefSeq names its product mediator of RNA polymerase II transcription subunit 22. NCBI's taxonomy places the organism in Eukaryota, Metazoa, Cnidaria, Hydrozoa, Anthoathecata, Hydridae. The record is from RefSeq and is a predicted model, not a curated record. Gene Ontology annotation, molecular function: transcription coregulator activity. Gene Ontology annotation, biological process: regulation of transcription by RNA polymerase II. Gene Ontology annotation, cellular component: mediator complex.